UUCAAAGAGUGAUAGUCCGUUUGCCAUUAGAAAUUGCUGCAGUACUUAAGUUAAAACCAGCUCUCAUUGCACCAAUUGUUACUACAUAUUGUAAUCAUGACAUUAUUGAUGUGAAAUCAGUUGGAAACAUAGAUUUGAGUGAUUAUGUCUAUGUUGAAGUAAAUUUCACUAAAUGUCUUUAUGCAAUGCUCAUGCAUUCUAAACUUAUACGAAGUGUGAAACAUAAAAUAUCAGCUGAAGCUAAAAGAGAUGAACUAGGAUUCAAAAUUACCUUUGGGUUUCAAAUGUUAAUGAAAACAGCAGCCAAAGAUAUAUUUUGUUCUAAAGAGUUUAUUAAGUAUAAAAACAAUUUAAAAGAGAAUGGAUAUUUCAGAAACAAUAUUGAACAUUCAAAGGAAUAUAAUUAUUUACUAGAAAAAGCAAAGAACUAUUUCUUUGAGAUGGAGUGCCCUGUUAGCACUUAUGUGUCCAACAAUGUGUCAAGCAUAAUGGCGACAGGAGAGUUUUUAAAAUGCAAGGAAUCUUUGAAAGAGCACAAUAAAACUGACAGUAGUCUCAAUGAAGAUAAUGAUGAUUGGUUAAGUAUUGAACCUAGUCAGUUAAAUAAUAUGCUAAAUAAUCGUUAUGGUAACAGUGUGAAAUUCAAUAAUGAUGAUAUUGUAACACCUGAAACUAUAACAACAAAAUUGACAGAUUUUUUAAAACAAUCUUCAGAUUUUGAAGGCGUUGACACUAAAGAAAAGAAUGAUUUAGAAAGCAAAAAUAUUAACUUCGAUGCUAAUGAAUUUAUCAAUUGUUUAGAAAAGAUGAUGGAUUUAGUUUCGGUUGAUAUGCACUCUUCUUCUGAAACCGAUUCCGAUUUUGAAGACAAUCUAACAGAUGCUGAGCUUGAUGAAGAACUUGCUAAUAAACUUAAAUCCUACGACGUAAAUAGAAGUGACGGAAAUAAAGUCAUGUUUAAUUUAACUCAAAGUAUUAAAGAGGAAGGAGUUUCUGGACCUUCUAGUAACUUGCUUUCAAGUAUAGGAAUAAAUAAAACCGAUUUAUUAGACUCUGAUGAUGAUUAAAAACCAUAUUGCAAAUAAUAUAGCAUUUUUUGUUUAAUUACCUUUCAAUUGUUUACAGAUGCCUCCUCGAUUGAACUACGUAAAAUAAUCGGAUUUUUUUUUUAUUAAAAACCGUUCUCCAGUCACGGAUUUCCUGUGGUUCCUUCCCUUGGUGGUGGCCAGCAGGUUAGAAACGCGGGGGGACGCCUGCAUUGCACAGGCUACCGGCUACUACUGCCGUCGGACGGGAUAAGCCUCGUGGUCCCGGCUAAUUCUGUCGGCCCCCCAUUAAGUGGGGGCGUGGGAAGGCGCCUUGGUCUUUUCUAGUACCCGAAGGCGCCGACAACUAUGCGGCAGAGGGAAUACCCGAGGUUUUAGUGGGUUCAAGUCUCGGAGGAGUUUCCUUGUUCUUCUGAAAAAAUCAAUUGAUCAGAGAUCGCAAGUCGCUACGUUGUCCCCACGUAAUAUGUUGGUAAGUUGUUUAAUUCUUUAUUCACAAAUAAUAAGAUACGACAUAAUGAUUUAAAAUCGUUUAUCGUACGUAACGUAAUGUAAUUAUUUUGUUUUAUUAACAAAAACUUACUUUUAUCAAAUAAUAUAGGUAGUUUAUGGCGGAUUUGCGCUAAAUAAAUUCUUUAGUUAGCUUAGCACACAAUUUAUCCGUAAAAAUAGGAUACACUACAAAUAAUGUAGGUACCUAUGUA
Molecule: messenger RNA, 1750 nt
Organism: Ostrinia furnacalis (Asian corn borer)
Lineage: Eukaryota; Metazoa; Arthropoda; Insecta; Lepidoptera; Crambidae
Product: protein ecdysoneless homolog
Exons: 3
Coding region: 186-1067 (293 amino acids)
Cellular component (GO): nucleus
Source: RefSeq, a predicted model, not a curated record